AUGUUCGCCGCAACCCGAUCGUUCACGCAGACCGUGGCGCCGAAGACGUCCGUCAAGGCGCGCGCGCGCGUCACCGCGCGCGCGUCGGCGCGACCGAUGUGGUUCCCAGGCGCGGAGGCCCCGGCGCAUCUUCGCGGCGAUCUCCCGUGUGACUACGGGUUCGAUCCUUUGAACUUGGGUGAAAAGCCCGAUAACCUCGCGCGGUACCGCGAGGCGGAGCUCAUGCACGCUCGGUGGGCGAUGAUGGGCGUCGCCGGCGCCGUGGGCGUCGAAAUCGCCGGCCAAGGCGACUGGGCCUCGGCGCAACCGACGACGUGGGACGCCACGGCGAAGUACCUCGGCAACGAAACGCACGCGCCGCUGUUCGCGGUGAUCGGCGUGAACGGUGUCUUGGUCGCGUUCGCGGAAUCUCAAAGACAAGCCGCCACCGGCGAAGCGCGCCUGUACCCGGGUGGAUCCUUCGACCCGGCUGGUUUGUCCAAGGGCAAGGACUUCGAGACGUUGAAGCGCAAGGAGCUCGCCAACGGCCGCGUCGCGAUGAUGGCCUUCUUCGGCAUCAUGGCGCAGCACCAAGCCGAUCCCUCGGGGCCGGGUCCGGUGAAGCAGUUGGCCAACCACUUGGCCGAUCCGUGGCACGUCAACGUGUGCACGAACCCGAGCGCGAUCCCGUGGCUUUGA
Ostreococcus tauri is the source of this 678-nucleotide messenger RNA. Its product is annotated as Chlorophyll A-B binding protein, plant. Gene Ontology annotation, cellular component: membrane. The coding region runs from base 1 to 678 and encodes 225 amino acids. Lineage: Eukaryota; Viridiplantae; Chlorophyta; Mamiellophyceae; Mamiellales; Bathycoccaceae. The record is from RefSeq and is a predicted model, not a curated record. The transcript is spliced from 2 exons. Gene Ontology annotation, biological process: photosynthesis, light harvesting in photosystem I; response to light stimulus.